This is a messenger RNA of Conger conger (European conger), 3298 nucleotides long. RefSeq names its product junctophilin 1b (gene jph1b). Lineage: Eukaryota; Metazoa; Chordata; Actinopteri; Anguilliformes; Congridae. The record is from RefSeq and is a predicted model, not a curated record. Gene Ontology annotation, cellular component: endoplasmic reticulum membrane; plasma membrane; junctional membrane complex. Bases 305 to 2308 code for a protein of 667 amino acids. The transcript is spliced from 6 exons.
UCUCCCUCUCUCACCCUCCCCGUGCAGCGAGAGGGGGGAGUCGCAAAACACAUUAGACAGCGGCAGUAGCAGCGUGCGGCUCCGGUAGCUGUUCGUUACCCUCCGUUGCCUCUCCAUGAACAUGCACAAAUGCAUACUCCCCUAUCCCCUAUGAAACCAUAACACAGCCCAGCCACCAUCAUCAUCACCAUCCCGUUUCUUCCAGACUCAUUCUUCGGGUAGCACAUUUUUUGCUUCUGGAACCCUGUGGGGAAAUACAACAUUGAGCCAACGCUGCGAUUCGUUUUUUUCUACCCUUUUCUGAAUGACGGGCGGACGGUUUGACUUCGACGAUGGCGGCACUUACUGUGGCGGCUGGGAGGAUGGAAAAGCUCACGGACAGGGGAUCUGUACUGGACCCAAGGGUCAGGGCGAAUACGCCGGGUCCUGGUCCAACGGCUUCGAGGUAGUUGGGGUUUACACCUGGCCCAGUGGCAACACCUACCAGGGGUACUGGGCGCAAGGGAAGCGACACGGGCUUGGUGUGGAAUCGAAAGGAAAGUGGAUCUACCGCGGAGAGUGGACUCAUGGGUUUAAGGGUCGGUACGGAGUGCGUCAGUGCCUGAACACACCUGCGAGAUACGACGGCACGUGGAGUAAUGGUCUUCAGGAUGGAUACGGAGUUGAAACAUACGGUGACGGGGGUACGUACCAGGGCCAGUGGCUGGGCGGGAUGCGGCACGGGUACGGCGUCCGGCAGAGCGUGCCUUACGGGAUGGCCACGGUGAUCCGCUCGCCCCUGCGGACCUCGCUGGCCUCUCUGCGCAGCGAGCAGAGCAACGGCACGGUGCUCCCCGACCUGACGUCCGACAGCCCGGCCGGCACGCGCGGCGGCUUCGUGCUCAACUUCCACAGCGACGGCGAGGCGGGCGGGGCCGGCGGGAAGAAGAAGGGCCUGUUCCGCCGCGGCUCGCUGUUCGGCAGCCUGAAGCAGCUGCGCAAGUCCGAGUCGCGCUCGUCCAUCUCCAGCAAGCGCAGCUCUGCGCGCAGCGACGCCGCCAUGAGCCGCAUCAGCUCCAGCGACGCCAACUCCACCAUCAGCUUCGGCGACGGAGACAUGCCCGACGACUACGCGCCCGCCGAGGACAACGUGGAUGCCACCACCACCGAGGCCUACAUGGGCGAGUGGAAGAACGACAAGAGGCACGGCUUCGGCGUCAGCGAGCGCUCCAACGGCAUGAAGUACGAGGGCGAGUGGACCAACAACAAGAGGCACGGCUACGGGUGCACCCUCUUUCCCGGCGGCACCAAGGAGGAGGGGAAGUACAAAAACAACGUCCUGGUGCGCGGCAUCAGGAAGCAGCUCAUCCCGCUCAAAAACACUAAAACCAAAGAGAAGGUGGACCGGGCCGUGGAAGGCGCCGUGCGAGCUGCUGCCAUCUCGAGGACGAAAGUGGAAAUAGCAGCUUCCAGAACGGCGCACGCCAGGGCCAAAGCAGACGCUGCUGACCAGGCCUCAAAGAUCGCCAUCCAGGACUGUGACACCGCCAGGGCAGUGGCCAGGGACCUUUCUCCAAGCUUUCACCAGCCAGGGCCGGAUUAUAUCAAACAGAGGUUCAGUGAUCCCAGGGACAUCAAGGAGAUCCCAGAAGAAAAGAAGGAGAAAACGCCGACAGGAAGCCCUCACUUUUACCGAAAAGGCACGACGCCCAGCCAGACCCCCGACCAAAGCCCCAACCAAAGUCCGGGCCCCACUCCCCCACCCUCUCCCCACGCCAGCAAGAAGCCCCAGUACAACAGCAUCCCCCCCGCCUCCAGGCCCAGCAGAACGGCCGCCAUCGAGCCUCCUCCUCCCGCCGCCAUCGCGGCUGCCAUCACCAAGGCCAUCCCCCAGACUUUUGUCAGACAGGAAGUGGCUAAGCUUCCCAAGAAGGCGGAGCCUGCGCACGUCAACAGCCCCGGGAACGGGCAGCUGCACUCCGACUACCACAGCUACCUGGUGAUGGCGGACGUGAAGACGGACCUGCCGGACGAGCCGGACGAGGAGCCGGAGUCCAGUCUGUCCGCCGCGGUGGCCAAGCCCCAGUCCCAGCAGCCCCGGGCCGUCCGAGCGCCCACCCCCAAGCCGGCAGCCAAAGACAACCGGCCUGAGCCAAGGCUUAAAAAGCAGGAAUCCAUCAAGCCAAAGAGUCUUGCCGAGACCAAGAGAGCUAGCACGGAAGUCUGUGAUGUCGUCGAGGAGGAAUCCGGUCCAAAUUCCAUCUUGGUCGCCCUCGUAAUGCUCCUGAAUAUCGGUUUAGCAAUUAUUUUUGUCCACUUCUUGACCUGACCUGAUGGAACCACAACAGAGACUGCGUCAGUAUGUGAGUCCGUUGAGGAAAGAAGAUAAAAAAGAACACGGUGGAAAAGCGGUGUUUAACAUUUUUAUUUAUUAGCAUUUUUUAAAAUGGACUGUAAAGGUGUAAAAAAAAAAAAACUGCCAAAUUUUAUCACUGUCGGGACAUCAAUUGUAAUAGCCUUUAUGAAUUUCAUUCUUUUUAAAUUAUUUUUCUUUAUACAGCUAUGUACAUGGCUUUUUUGUUUGAUUUAUUUCCUGCUAUUUCCACAGUAAAUAAAAUGGUUCAGAGCUGUUAUAAGUAUUAAAAAGACAGUAUUUGGGAUGUUUUUUAAGGCAUGCUGGUAUCAUUUAUACAUAAUCUAUAUACUAUUUGUAAACAUUUUUACAGAUCCAAAAUCUGUUGGUAUUUUUCUAAAGUAUGCACAGCUGUAUUUUGACAAUGAAAAAAAACUUUGUUAUUGGAUGUUAUUUUACAAUGAUCGUAACUUGUUUGUAAUGGUAUUACUGUAUGUAACAUCAUGUAACACACUGCAUUUGACAAUAAGAAAGGAACUUGUUUGUAAUGGUAUUAUGUAACAUCAUGUAACGCACUGCAUUUGACAAUAAGAACUUGUUUGAAUGGGAUAAUGUAACAUACACUGCACUUGACAAUAAAAAAUAUUUGUAAUUUGAUGACAAAAAUUUACUACAUUUGCCUAUUUUAAAAAAGGAAAUUUGUUUGUAAUUGGUCUGUGUAAAAUAUAAUAUAUUGUGGACUUCCACCAAAGUUUUAAAAUUUGUAUUGCUGUAUUUGAAUAAAAUGUGAACAGCACAGCACCUGUCAAUGAGCUGUAUGGAUUUUGAUUUAUAAAGCCUUCUCCCCACCUUCCGCCCACCUUAGAUUUUUCUGUAAGAUUUUGCUAAUUGGUUCCAUGAAUAUUUCAUUAUUAUUUCAAAAAAAUAUAUAAUAAUAAAUUGCAGCAAAUUAAAUUAUUGCUCAUU